Orussus abietinus is the source of this 5840-nucleotide messenger RNA. RefSeq lists its product as uncharacterized. The record is from RefSeq and is a predicted model, not a curated record. NCBI's taxonomy places the organism in Eukaryota, Metazoa, Arthropoda, Insecta, Hymenoptera, Orussidae. Gene Ontology annotation, molecular function: heparin binding. Bases 34 to 5607 code for a protein of 1857 amino acids. The transcript has 18 exons. Gene Ontology annotation, cellular component: cell surface.
UCGUGUCAGAAGUCAAAAGACCGUGGCAUCACGAUGGACGGCUUCCUAUUUUCGAUUAUCCUGGCUGCCGUUUCUCAGACAAUAGCAUAUAAUGUAUUUCCAACUGCAACUACUAAGGAAUACAUAGACGAACGAUUAAAGGCAACGAAGGUUCAAAUUGCCAAAGCUUACAUACAAGAAGCGGAACCAGUGGUAAUCAAAACAUACAAUAUACAAUGCGAACGAUUAUGGAGGGAUCCAUUAAGCACUAAGCAUCCGAUGGCGAUCAAUAUGUUCGACAAAACAUUUAUUUUGGAUGAUCAUCGUAUUCUAUCUAUUGCCUUGGACACUUCUCCACGAAGAAACUCCACGUUAAAUGAAAUUGCAGUAAUUCGUCAAGAAAACGUUGUCAAAUUUGUCCGAAGCAUUAAAUGGAAAUCGGUAAUGUACUUCUUAAUAUGUCAUGAAAUGGGGUCAUGCUGCAUUUAUACCAGUCAAGAUGAUUUUAACUUGAUACAUCGACAAAAUAUCCGACACGUAGGUCUACCUACGGAUGCGGCUUUCUUUAUUCAAUCCAAUCGUCUCUACCUUGUCAUUGCCGACAAUGCCGAUCAAUUUCCGAUACCUUCUACAAUUUACCAUUGGACUGGCACUUACAUGGACAUUACCUGCGAUGUACUGACAACCGGUGCAGUAUCCGUAACAACGUUGAGACACAAACGUUCCACGAUUAUUGUUUUUGCACAAAAUCUCAGAGGAAAUCCAAAAAUAGGUUCUGAGGUCUUCGUCUUUAAACACAAUUACGCCGAGAGAAUACAAUACCUCGCUACCGAUGGACCUGUUUUUAUUGAAAGUUAUUCCCACGGGGGUUACAAUUUUUUGCUUGUAGUAAAUGAAGCGGCCCCGAGUGAAGUGUACUGGUGGGAUGGAAGAGAAUUAUUGAAUUGGAUGAAAGUCCCAGACAUCCAAUCAGCGAGUCUGGUCAAAAUCCUUCACGUCGCCGAUGAUACAUUUUUCUUCGUCUCCCGCGGGAACUCUCUACAACUAUACAAAUUUAUGCAUGUGGCUUACUCACGUCUAGAACUGUGUGACGUGAUAUACAGAGAAAGAAUCGUCGAUAUGGGAGUUUGGGCAGAAGGAUUGAACAUUACUUUGGUGCUGGUCACCAUGAAUUUUACUAUGUACCAGGUUGAGCCAUGGAGAUUGGAGAUCAAAAAGUCUGUUCAAGAAAAUGUAACGAAACAAGUCGACGUUGCAGUCACGUGUUUGACAGAACUCUCUGACCUCCUAGAAAACACGACCUCAAAAAUCGAAAGCAUUCUGCACUUAUGGCCUUCCAUUUAUCCAUCUGCCGAAAAUGUCAGCAUACCUGUACCUUUAUCUGUCAAUAAUUUGAUCAUAGAGGCUGGGAACAUUUCCAACAUAAUAAUGUCCAACCCCGCGGCGAUAACACCCGAAGAUAUAGAACGUCGUUUUACAAAUCUCAGCUCCUUUGCGAGUCAGUGUUUAAAGAGUUCCGAAAAAACACUCCAGUAUGGAAAAUCAAAUAUUUUAAUAGGAAAUAUUACGGUUGAAUCCGAUGUUUUUUUCAAGGAACUCUCUAUAAAUUCGCUACACACUGAUUCUCUAAAUCAUAAAGCAGUGAAUGUAACAGACGCCAUAUCAUCCAGAAAACCACAAACCUUUUCAAGCCCGUUACGCGGAAGGCUGUUAACCGUACACGAAUUGUCUGUAGACUCGUUGUGUGGAAUUCCCUUCAAUUAUUGGCAAUUGGAAAACGACACGAUGAGUACUCUCAUUAACGAACAAGGUGCAAACAUCGAUAUCCAAAACGAUACGAUCUUGGUACAAUCAGAUCUUUCGUUAGGUAAUUUAGGAGUGGAAAAAUUGAAUCGAUUAAACGUAAAUGCAUUUUUGAAUGACUUGUUCAUAUUUGGAUAUCAGCAGCACAUCAAAGGAAACGUUACGUACACGGGAUUAUUGCAAGUGGUAGAUUUCACAACACAGACUUUGAAUGAAAUUCCGGCAGCUGAACUUAUUACUAGAACUACGGUACAAAAUUUAAAAAAUGUUUUCAUCAAAUCUCUUAACGUUACUGAUCUCAUUGCUGAUACCGUAAACGGAGUUCCAGUUUCAGAGGCUGCUAGAAAGUCAAAAGAAAAUAUAGUGAAAGGCCAAGUGACAAUAGGAAAACUGAGAGUGACAGAGGUCCUCGCUGUUAACAGCGAUACUCAAUUGCCCAUAGCGCCGCCUGUUCAAGUUUAUGACGACGUUACAAUUUUAGGAGACCUAUUUGUCAAUAAUGUUACCUUUGAACAAAAAGGUUCUCUUAUCCUUAAUGAAUCUAAAAUAAGUAUCGAAUCAUUAUUUGAUUCAAGCUGGACAAAAUCAACGGAUCAGACGAUAAACAACAUAGUAGUCUUUGAAAAUGGGGUUACUAUCGAUGAUCUAAAUGCAACAUACUUGAACGGGCAUACUGAAAAUGAAUUUAUAUACACGACAGCAAAAGAAAUUCCGGACCUUCUCAGCCAUUUACAUUUCGAAAACCUAAGAAUUGGUUCACUGUUGGCUUCUGAUGCUGGAUCAAAUGGUUUUGUAUUUAAUGAUGAUUCCAUCGUUGUUAACGAACCGUUACAACUGGAAGGAUUAUUCGUUGAAAAUUUAUAUGCUGAGGUAUUCAACAGUAUAUCGAUGAAUGAUCUAAUAGAAGCCACCUCACCAUUGCAUUUGAAUAAUCGUACCUUCAAACGGAUUGUGGUGAACGAUACGAUUCUUGUACAAGACUUAAGCUUUCAACUUUUUAAUGGAUUUAAUAUAUCUGAUAUUAUGGAACAAACACUAUUCCUAAAUGAAAGUUACAAAAUGGGUAAUCUUACCCUACCACAGCUUCAAGUUGAUAAGCUUCAUGUCCAUGAAAUAGACGAUAUCAGAUUCACAGACUUGUCUAAUUUGGUCAAUACAAUAGAUAUGGGGAAGCUACAACAUUUAAGUAUCGAUGGAUCUUUAGAGGUGGAAGAUGAAAUGGUCGUUAAUUACAUAAACAACGAUAACGUGACACAAUAUUUGCGGAAUCUAGCACGAAAUGAAAUCGUUGUACCCUCUCAAAACACAAUUUUUGACAAUAUAGUUAUUCACGGUAACUUGACGGUCAACCAAUUGCAAAGUGUCAACUUAGAGUACUUGGUACAAAAUAGUUUCUCUAAGUCUCGGCCUCAAAAAAUACCAGGAAGCGUUUCUAUUCAGAUGCUAAAAACUCACAAUCUCAAUACGAAACGCAUAAAUCAACAGGAUGUCGCGAAAUUGAUUUUUGCGGACGGACCACUGAUUUUCGAAGGGAAUGUUACUUUUUUAAAUUUAUCUGUCAAGGAUGAUGUAUCUGUAAGACAUAUAAAUAACAAUAAUAUUACACAGCUUUAUCAGGAGUCUCAGUAUCUUCCAAUAUCAAGAGUGUCGAACUUAACUGUAUUUGGAAAUAUGUCUUGGAAGGAACCAUUGAAAAAAUCCAAUAGUUUAACACAUCUUUUUGAAAAUGCUGUGACGAAGGAUACAAAUCAGCACAUUGGUGGAGAAGUCACAUUUGAUGGCAAUGUUGCAAUUUCUUCGGCCUUUAGUAGUACUGGAGAUCUUGGUCAUCUUAAUAUUCUGAAAAUAAUGUCAGAUGCCGUCAUUUCUGGAGACGGCCCAUUAACAAUUGGAGGUCAGAAGAUAUUUAAGCAAGGUGUCACUGUGAACUCCUUAAAUGUAGACAGUAACAUCGACAUUGCUUUCGUCAACACUUUUAAUAUGCAGCAUUUGAAUUCAUCUAUUGUUCGAAAAUUCAGUAAUGAAACAGUGGUGGGAAAAACGACGUUCUUACAAGAUAUCACUGCUAAUAAAUUUAUCGUAAAGGACAGCGUGCACGGAUCGCCUGUAAAAGGUCUCAUGAUAUCAUCUGACACUUUACCAAACACAACUGUCUUUGAGCACCUCAUCGUUCGAGAUUCUGUUACCUUAGAAACAUUAGAUGGAAUAAAAUUUGAUGAUUUUAUAAAUAAUAGAGUAACUCUUCGUGGAAACCAUGAUGUUUUUGGCGAUGUGCAGUUCAAUGACCAAGUGGACGUUACAAAGAAAAUGACAGCGGUAUCCAUUAACAAGAUCAUACCAAGCGAAUUGUUCAUUAAUGGUAGCAAAGAAGAGCAGAUAAUUUCUGGUUCAACCACGUUUUCUGAAAACCUUAUUGUUCAGGGUGAUUUAUUUGCUGAGAUGGUAAAUAAUGUAAAUUUGGCAGAAGAGUUUAUCAAGGGAGUUUUUAAUGAUGAGAACGUUGAUAUUUAUGGAGACAUUGUCUUCGAGACACCCGUAGAAAUAACAAACGCAAGUAUAUCUGGCUUAAUCAAUGGAAUAAAUUUGCACAAUAUAAUUGGAAACCAAAGUGUCCAAGUUGAGGAAGCUGUCCAAGUACUGAAAGAAAGGGAAGCGUUAAUUGAUGCCAUGGUGUUGCGGUCGUGGAAUAUUUCUCAGCACUUGUCUAAUCGUUUCUUUUAUUUAGACAGUGAAAAGAAUUUAGUAAUUGAGGUGCCAAAUAUUCAAAAGGUUGAUGUCAUUCAAAUGGAAACAAUUACCAGGCUCAGCAUGUUUGGCCAAAAAAAUGGAAGUCACUGCGGUUUGCCAGAUAUUUGUUCUUGUAGAAUUCAGUAUUUUGCUGAAAUUUCGGAAAAGGAUUGCAAUGUGUGGUCAAUGAAUAGUCCUCAGAUCGUAUUCAACUUCUACCAGCCGAACAAUGCUUUUGGAAUAAAUGUUGCAACGAAUGCAGUUUCAAGGAGUGUCUACUGUACAGGAAAAAACUUGAAAAAUGAAAGUACUACAAUUUCGUGGGUCAAAUUAGAAGACGACGAUUAUAAUUUAGCAGAAAUCAUAAAAAGAAGAUCCACCACAGUAGAAGGAUACUUAAGCGAUGUUAAGGUAUUUACGUACAAUGAUAUUGUAUACAUCGUGCUUGCUGUGUACUAUAAUGCAAGACAAGAAAAUCAAUCACACGUUUUGAUAUAUGCAUUAAACUUAAUGGAGGACAAAAUAUCUUUCGUGCAAGAAAUUGUAAAUGAUGGAGUAUGGGCUGUUGACCUGUUCAAAAUUCCUGAUCGCGGAGCUUAUCUCUUAAUAGGAUGUGCUGGAUAUCUUGCUGAAUCUCUUCUUUAUAAAUACCAGCCUGGCGUAGCUCAGUUUCAGUUACUGAGAACCUUUGCAACCGGCGGCAGUCGUUUUGUGAAGAAUGUAGUAUAUGGUAGAGAUUACUUCGUCGUUUUAGACGAUCCGUCAACUAACUCUGCUCAAAUUUUUCGAUACGAUAUGAAAUCUGACAAUUUCUACAGCUUUCAAAGUCUUUAUCUUGGCAACCCUAUUAGCGGCAUUGAAGUUUUUUAUGCAGGCGAAUUUGGUAACAGUGAUGCUUAUGUAAUUUUGAUAACGGGGAACGGGCAAGUCUUCAUUUAUGAGUACAUGCUCUUAGGAAAGUUUCAAUUGAAAUCACAUCACUGGAGAGAUGGCAUUCAAACAAUGGUACCAUUUAAUUUCAAAGAGCGGCGAUACAUGUUCGCAGGUACAAAAACGAACAGUAGUAUUCUUAGAGUCCUCUAUCAGGGGCCACCCUGAAUAAAUAAUUCCUCUACAAUGUAGAAAUAGAUAAAUAUCGUAAAUUAUACAAUACCAAGUAUUUUGUAAAUUUCGGUAGAUAUUACCGUGAAUGUGAUGUUAUAUUAUUUUAUAAUCUUCGAGAAUCUCUAAUGUAAUUCGUUCACGUGAACAUUGUUAAAUUUACACGAGUCUGAAUUUUUACUGAAAAUGCAUGCGAUUGUAUAACUGUACAUAUGGAAUGUAAUAUAUUU